GCUGAACAUGCAAAACUUAAAGAAGAUACUACUAAUCUCAAGACAAAAAACACUGAACUUGAAGCUAAAAUAGUGAAAUUAAAAUAUGAUAUUGAGGAAAUCAAAAAAAAUAAUCAAAUUAUUACUAAUAUAAAGAAUGUAUUUCCUUUUACAGAAUAUAAUUCCUGA
This is a messenger RNA of Racocetra persica, 168 nucleotides long. The record is from the annotation of a GenBank genome assembly. NCBI's taxonomy places the organism in Eukaryota, Fungi, Glomeromycota, Glomeromycetes, Diversisporales, Gigasporaceae.